Trichosurus vulpecula (common brushtail) is the source of this 3561-nucleotide messenger RNA. RefSeq names its product secretory carrier membrane protein 4 (gene SCAMP4). The record is from RefSeq and is a predicted model, not a curated record. Gene Ontology annotation, biological process: protein transport. The coding region runs from base 174 to 863 and encodes 229 amino acids. The transcript is spliced from 7 exons. Gene Ontology annotation, cellular component: recycling endosome membrane; trans-Golgi network membrane. NCBI's taxonomy places the organism in Eukaryota, Metazoa, Chordata, Mammalia, Diprotodontia, Phalangeridae.
GUCGUGCCCCGCGGCCUCGGCGAAGAGAGCUGGUUGAGGGGAGGAGAAGGAGAGGAGGCAGCCGGCGAGCGUACCGCCCGUUGCUAAGCCUUGAAGGAAGCUCGGUGUUCGGGCUGCGCUCAGGGUUGCCAUCCUUGUCGGUCGGCUGACUUGGGGGAGUGUCUGGAAGAGCAAUGUCAGAAAAAGCUAACAACUUUCCUCCGCUGCCGAAGUUUAUCCCUCUGAAGCCCUGCUUCUACCAGAACUUCUCUGAUGAGAUUCCGAUAGACCACCAAUUUAUCGUGAGAAGGAUUUACCAUUUAUGGAUCUUUUACUGUAUCACCCUCGUGGUGAAUCUCAUCGCUUGCCUUGCUUGGUGGAUUGCCGGCGGCGAUGGAGUGAACUUUGGCUUAGCCGUGCUUUGGCUAAUUCUCUUCAGUCCUUGCAGCUAUGUGUGCUGGUUCCGGCCUGCCUACAAAGCCUUCAGGGCUGACAGCUCUUUUAAUUUUAUGGCCUUCUUCUUCAUCUUUGGUGCACAGUUUAUCCUGACCAUCUUUCAAGCAAUCGGUUUCCCCAAAUGGGGAGCAUGUGGCUGGUGGUCAGCAAUCUUCUUCUUCCAGACAAAUGCCGUGGCUGCUGUGUUCAUGAUCUUCCCAGCCAUCAUGUUCACCCUCUCAGCAGCCAUGAUGUGUGUGGUCCUUGUGAGGGUACAUAGGUUCUACCGUGGCUCUGGGGGCAGCUUCCAGAAAGCCCAGGAUGAGUGGAAUACCGGCAACUGGAGGAACCCGCCCACAAGGGAAGCACAGUUCAGCAACUUCUCGGGCAGCAGCCUGCCCGAGUACCCCACAGUGCCCAGCUACCCCUCCGGGAGCCACUGGCCUUAGACCGAGCCCAGCGGCCCCUGCCCCUGCCAGGUGCCCAGCCGUGGCCAGCACCUUCCUUUUGCUUAUUUUGAUUUGAAAGUUUGUUUGCAUUUGUUCUCCCUACCCGCUCCCCCAUCAUGGGGGGGGGGUUGAAAAGGGGGAAAGAUCAUUUUACUUUUCUGUGGAAGAGACCAAGCUUCCCCAGCAGUGAGGUUUCCUUUGGGGCAUCCUUUAGAAUUUGGCACAUAACAUUUAUCUGUGCCUGGCUGCCAGUAUUCCUUCAUCUCACUUCAAUUCCUUUCCUGUCACUGGCCAGGGAGCCUUCUGUAACCAGCUUAUAGCAGUGAAGAUGUGGCUCUGGGCUAGAAAGGCUCCGUUACUAAUUUGCUUCAGGUUCUUAUUUUGACUAUCCUUGCCCUGAGGCCCACUGUGUAAUGCCCUUCCACCUUCCUCUUCUGUUAAGCCCAUCAGAAACCCCAGACUCCAAAGGAGUCUUCUCCCAGAGUUGUGGGUUGGGGCCCCUCGCCUUGGUCUCCCCCUCCUCCUCACCCUGGUAGCUGAGCAGGAGUCAGGGUCAGACUCUCUGGGGCCCAGCAGCACCCUACCCCCUACCCCUGCCCCAGGAGCUGUAGAAUGACUUUCUGUUUGGAAGGAAGUGAGAACUGGGAUUACAAGGCAAGACUGAGUCAGCCAGAUGCGGCCCUGUUGGCAGAAGGGCCCUGUUUGCAAUUACUCCACAUUAAAAACCAUAAAGAUUAUUUGAAAUUCCACCAUCCUCUGAUACUCCCCCUUCCAAGGUGAAUAGUGCGCACAUUGGCCUUGCCAGGGGGUAAGGUCCCCUUGCAGGGGGCCUCCUCACGUGGUUGCUGUAGACUAAUUUGUUACCUCCAUCUUGGGCUAGUGGUCAGCCUCAUCAGACUGAAUGCCCUCUGGGCUGCUUUUUGUAACUAGUUGCCAGAUCAUCUCUUAGAAGCCUCUAUAACUUCACCUAAUAACAUAGGAAGCUUAUGGUGCUUUUGUAUUGGAAUUGGCUAGAGUUUGGUUGCAGAGGAGCAGUUUGCCGGGACCAGGAACCUUCUACAAGGACAGAUAAAUUGAAAUCCCUUCAUUGGGUGAAUUGGUGGAGAGUGGCUGGAAAUUUUCUUGGGCUUGUGAAGGGAAUAUGAGGGUCUUCUCUAUAUUUGAGCAAAAAUAAAAAGAUAAAGGGAAAACAGUUCUUUUACUGAAGUCAGGGUAGGUAUAUCGCAUAUGGGUGCAUGUCUGCAGCCUGUGUCCCUACAAAUACCGGACUAAAGUCAGAAAAGAAGAAGAUUCCUCAACCUUGGAGGCCUUUUCAGGAAGUAUGGUGGUCUUCCCCUUUCACUUACAAGUUUGCAUUACGGUUCUUUAUCUCUUAACCAGUAAUGGUUUGGGCCUGCUGAAGGGUUCCCAGGCACACAACACCACAUUGUCAUCUCCCCUUGAGUUUUCCUUCCAGUUACUGACUCAGGUUUGGGGACAACACUGGCCUAGUUUGGGAUCUCUUUGAUCAUAGGCCCUGCCUUCUGCCCCUGGGAUCCCCAGACAUGAUGUGACAGGCUCUCACAAACCCAAGUGAGAAGCCCAGACUGUGGUUUUCCACAAGCGCAAUUGUCUUUCCUUCUCGACACUCUCCAGCUCUCUCCUUGCAGAAUAGCCACGAAUGGAAGGAACCAGGGAGGUCAGGGGCUUCUCCCCAGGCCUCAGAGACUGCUGUUGAGAUGUGAGCCCUCCCCGGUGACUGCGAUCUCUGGUAGGUGGUCACCUGCAGCUUCUCACAGCAGGGCAGACCCUUGGAGAGCACCUCACUGCUCUCACACACUGACCUUGCCCUCAAGGGAGCUUUCAUUGGAAAAGAAUUACUACAAGUCUAUGUGCCUUAAGAAAGAACUAGAAAAUUUUAAGAUUUAGGUGACAAGUUUUGUCCCUCUCCUUUUGGUCAGCUCUUCACGUUUUCCUAAAGGAUUUUAUAAACAUUUACAGAGCUGAAAUUGAUAGGUGGCCACUCGGAUCUGUGGAACACCUUUGUUAACAGGCCAAAAACCAAAGGUUUCUUAACUUUUUAGCACAACGACAAAGGCUUCCUGAGAUUUUGGUUCCUGAAAUGUCCGGGCCUCCCCCAAAGUAGUCAUCUCCUUCAUUUCCUCUCUAUUCCUAAAAGAGGAUGACUGCUUUCCCACUUCACUCCUUUGUAAACGCAGAGCCCUCUCCUCCCCUACCCUCCAACCCCAACCCUGCCCCCCGCCCCCCCCCCCCCCCCCCCCCGCCCGCUUGGGUUCUGUGAUGUGCCCAGAACGAACGUUCCAGGUGACUGCCUCCCCUCUGUCCAAAAGGGGCCGACUACAAGGCCUCUCACUGCCUGUAUAGGAGGGGAGAAAUCCACCUGCCAGCAGCAGGUUCUGAACCCAGAGCGCCGAACUGCCGACCUUCCAAAAACAACAACUGGCCAAGAACCCGACUCACAGAACACUGGCUUGAAGGGCGCAUUGUGUAAACCAUCGUGGCUUAUUUUUGUACUUAUUUUUUUAAUAUAUAUUUCUAUUAGACUCGUAUGGAAUUAACCCUGGGUGAGGGGAAAAUAGUUUUUGGAGUUAGCCAACAGGUUUGUUUCCUCUCCCCUGUUUUGCAUCAUGUUAUAUUGUGGUGGUUUUUGUUAUGCGAAAUCAUCCUUAAAAUAAAUCCUUUUUCUGCAUCAGACUGC